CCUGUGAUCGCAACUGCUUAGCGAUCUGACGAGUGAGUCAGUGUGGAUCUGUAGACCAAAGGACACUGUCUUCCAGUCUAAUCACUGCGCUUGGUAUAGCGUUGUUGGCACAGAAAAUACAAAUACUGUCUCAAUGAAAGUUUUCAAACGCUGUAAUUUGGUAUCCAAGCUUCAUUUGUCAAAAUUGCAUUAUAUUGAUUCGAAGUCCUUGAUCAACACAUGAAUAAUCCCAAUGGGCGCUGGAAUCGUUUGGGAAGGAGCGGAAGAGAUGGUGGCGAUGGUGGUGGUCCUGCGGAGGGACCGGAGAUCUUAGUCAUCAACGAGCGCCAGUUGCGGGCCUUCAUUAUCCGGGUGUACCUAUCCUCCGUAGUGCUGUGUAUCCUCUCCUCCAUUCCGUGGAUCAUAAUUUCCGCACUCGACGUGAAAGUCAACGAGGACGUUCCUGUGCCGGCGUACGUGUGGCUCAUAUUGACCUUCAUCAUUCUCAUUGUGCUCAGCUGCAUCCGGCAGACUCCGGCACUGACCCUGCUCUGUUGGGGCUUGGUGCUGGGAUGCGUGUUCUUCAUCACCCUGUUCGGAACGUAUUUUAUGCACAUGAGGCGCGUCUGGGAGCUCUUGGCGAUCAUUUUGGUGGCCGGCAGUCUGCUGGGUCUGCUGCACUUGUACGGGGCCAAAGGUCCGGAGAUUCUGCUGCCCAACAUCCUGUGUACCUGCUGCAUUUUCCUGCUGCUCACCGUCACCCUGUUCGUGUUGGUCAUACUCUACUUGGUCAUCAAAGACUUGCGUUACCUCCUGGCCUUUGCCAUCCUGUUCGCCGUCCUGAUCCUGUUCAUGGCACCCUUCCAGGCCCGCUUCAUUUGUGGAAGGCUGCAGCAUGUGCCUUAUGGGGAGACUGCGGAUAGCGCCUUUGGCAUUUACCAGUACUUUGCUUUCCUGGUCUUUGCAAUUUUCGUCUUUGUCCUCUACUAUGAUCGCACCAAUAACAAAAACACUUAGAGUACAUACUUUGCAGAAAAGGAUUAGUGACUAUCUUAGAUAAGGAUGAAUGUGUGUUGGCUUAAAUUAAAUUAUUAACUGCUGAAA
This is a messenger RNA of Drosophila santomea, 1083 nucleotides long. RefSeq lists its product as uncharacterized. NCBI's taxonomy places the organism in Eukaryota, Metazoa, Arthropoda, Insecta, Diptera, Drosophilidae. The transcript has 2 exons. Bases 220 to 996 code for a protein of 258 amino acids. The record is from RefSeq and is a predicted model, not a curated record.